AUGAGAGAGCACUGGGAGUCCUUUUUAGGCUCCAUGGCUCCGACAACUCCAGCAAAGCCCAUUACUUCCAAGUUCAACGACGUAAACUACUCGCCUCCUGCUGGACACGAGGGAGUUGUCGCUUUAGAUGUCGAAAACCGUGCUGCGAAUUUGGGAAUCAAGAUGUCAGACCUUUCAAAAGAACAACAAGCGAAGCUUUCUUACAUGCUGAUGAAAAACUUCGACCGCACUUUGAUGGGGGCAGAAAAGGAUCUCACCCAGACUCAGUGUGGGCAGUUGCUCCUUGCGAAAAUGACAUGCAAAAAACUUCGCAACAUCGUGGCUGUCAGAGGAGGGGAACACUACCAUACCGUGCUACCAAGCAACCUACAUACUUACGAGAAGUUUCUUCAAGACCACCGUCGAUGGACCUCCAAACACGCGAAAACUGUGUUCACAGAAAACGCCAACUUGAAGCCUGUAUACCGAGUGCAAGAAAACGGGCUUUGCACGUGGACUUCUUCCGCGUCGGUGAAGGAUUACGAUUAUCGCAUGCAAUUCCAAGGCUAUUGGGAAGCUGAUGCAAGCGUCUAUACGAACAUUUCAAGAUUCAUCCGGAAUGAAUUGGACGAUGUGCCACUCUGCGAACUCAUUUUUCAGGAGCAUUUUCCCACCAACGUAAAUCUCCCGAGGAACCGACAAAACCUGGAAUGUCUCUUCAACAAAAAGAGAGUGCUCUCUGAAUGGGUUUACGAGCCUUUCAUGACGGGAAAUUCGGAGGCUUUGUUGGCUAAGACAAAACAUUUCAUCGCAGAGUGCCAGGCCUGGUCAGCAACUUCAUUGUGA
This is a messenger RNA of Seminavis robusta, 825 nucleotides long. The record is from the annotation of a GenBank genome assembly. NCBI's taxonomy places the organism in Eukaryota, Bacillariophyta, Bacillariophyceae, Naviculales, Naviculaceae.